AAGCACUCGGCCGCCCACUCGGCCUCCAGUCAGCAGGAAGACGCCGCCUCCCACAACCCCCAUGAAAUGGCCGGCCAUGGACACGCUGCCACCGACAUAUACGGCCGUGCCCUGGCCGACUUUGACCCAAAGGCCGAGUCACGCCUGAGGCUCAAGAUCGAUCUGUACAUCAUCCCCACCGUCUCCAUUCUCUACCUCUUCUGCUUCAUCGACCGCGCAAACAUUGGCAAUGCUCGUCUGGCCGGCCUCGAAAAGGACCUGCACCUCAAGGGACACGACUACAAUUCCAUCCUGUCCAUCUUCUACAUCAGCUACAUCCUCUUCGAAAUCCCCUCCAACAUUUGCUGCAAAUGGAUGGGCCCCGGCUGGUUCAUUCCCAUCAUCUCUCUUUGCUUUGGCGCUGCCUCGAUAGGAACUGCCUUUGUGCACAACAAGGCCGCCGUCUCGGGCGUCCGCUUUGUGCUGGGCAUCUUUGAGGCGGGCAUGCUUCCUGGCAUCGCCUACUAUUUGUCGCGAUGGUACAGACGCUCAGAACUCACCUUUCGCCUCUCGCUGUACAUUGUCAUGGCGCCUCUAGCCGGCGCAUUUGGCGGCCUGCUCGCCUCGGCCAUUCUCACGCUCGAUUCCUUUGGCUCGCUCAAGCGCUGGCGCAUGAUAUUCGCCAUUGAGGGCAUCAUCACCUGCUGCCUUGCCCUCAUUUCCUUCUUCACGCUUACUGACCGCCCGGAAACGGCUCGCUGGCUGACGCCCGAGGAGAAGGAUCUGGCCAUUGCUCGCGUCAAGUCUGAACGUGUAGGCCAGAACGAGGUCCUGGACAAGCUGGACAAGAAGAAGACGAUGCGCGGAAUCUUCAACCCCGUGGUCCUGACGACGGCCUUCAUCUUCUUGCUGGACAACAUCACAGUGCAGGGCCUGGCUUUCUUCGCACCCACCAUUGUCAAGACCAUCUACCCAAAACACUCGGUCGUGUCGCAGCAGCUCCACACGGUGCCACCAUACGUUGUCGGCGCCUUCUUCACACUCCUUCUGCCCUAUUGCAGUUGGCGGUUCGACAGACGCCUCAUCUUCUUCAUCAUUGCAGCGCCCUUGAUCAUGAUCGGCUAUAUCAUGUUCUUGGCCAGCAAAGACAGCAGCGUCCGUUACGGUGCCACGUUUUUGAUCGCUUCAGGAGCCUUUUCAUUUGGUGCGCUGUGCAAUGCCCACGGUUCAGCCAAUGUAGUCUCAGACACGGCGCGAGCCUCUGCCAUCGGCACUAUAGUCAUGUUAGGCAACGUCGGUGGGCUCAUCUCAACAUGGAGUUUUCUUCCAAAUGAUGGCCCAAAUUACCCCAUUGGCAACGGGCUCAACCUAGCAACCAGCAGUGUAACUCUUGUCACGAGCAUUUUGCUUUUGUUUUGGAUAAAGUGGAGCAACAAGAAACGUGAAAAUGUCAAUGCGGACGCGGAACUGGCGGGCAAGUCUGCCCAGGAGAUUGAGGAUCUUGACUGGAAACACCCGUCUUUCCGGUGGAAGGUUUGAGGCUCGGAAUGUGGGAAAGCUAUGGUUUUUGCGUGUUGAGAUUAGAUGGUACUCGCCUUGCAAAUGCAGUGUUGCACAGUGCACAUGGCAGCUGUACCAUGUGACAUGUAGUCUGCUGGUUGAGUUUUGUCAAAAUGCCUCAAAUCAGCCAUGACGAUGCCUACUCCAG
Molecule: messenger RNA, 1687 nt
Organism: Exserohilum turcica Et28A
Lineage: Eukaryota; Fungi; Ascomycota; Dothideomycetes; Pleosporales; Pleosporaceae
Exons: 4
Coding region: 67-1518 (483 amino acids)
Biological process (GO): transmembrane transport
Cellular component (GO): membrane
Molecular function (GO): transmembrane transporter activity
Source: RefSeq, a predicted model, not a curated record